AUGGUCGGCGGCUGGUGUGCGCGCAGGCUGGCGCGCCGCUCCCGGUCCGCCCUGAUCGCAGCCCUCACGGUGCUGCUGGUGCAGACGCUCAUCGUGUGGAACUUCAGCACCCUCGACUCCGGUGAGGAGAGCGACAACGCCGGCUCCAACGCGCGGGAGAAGAGGGACCGGGUCGCCGGCGACUAUUUCCAGCAGCGGCGGAAGCCGGGGCAGCAUCUCCCCCCCUCGCCCGGGAGGGGGACGGCUCGCCACAUACAGCAGCCGGAUGGGUAUUACUCCCACCGGCCGAAGGAGAAAAGCAAAGUGGACAGCAACAACGAGAACUCCGUGCCCAGAGACUUUGAGAACAUAGACAACAGCAACUUUGGAGCGCGAUCGCAGCCUCAGCGGCAGCCGGCGGGAGGAGGGGGGGGGGGCGGCGGUAAGCAGCGGGACCACCUGCAGGAGAAGGCCCACGCCCAGCAGCAGGCCUGGCAGAGCCGCCCCCCGGGCCAGGCCCGCGCCUCCAACGAGGUCCUGUCGGUGGGCCACCAGCCCACCGGCAACGCCUCCCACCCCGGCGGUCAGGGCGCGGCCAGGGGCCCCCGCCAGCAACCCCCCCGGGCCUCCCAGGCCCAGCCGGCCCAGUCCCAGCACCGGCACCAGCACCUCCACAGGAAGCAGGCCACCCCGCCCACGCUGGAGGUGACCUACGACCAGCCGCCCAAGUGCGAGAUCAGCGGGAAGGAGGCCAUCUCGGCCCUGUCUCGGGCCAAGAGCAAAGAGUGCCGGCAGCAGAUCGCCGAGGUCUACUGCAGACACAAGGAGGGGCGGCUAAUGCCAGAGAAAGUCACUCGCUACUGCCCCCUUGAAGGUAAAGCCAACGUGAAUGUCCAGUGGGAUGAGGACUCUGUGGAGAGCUUCCCAUCGAAGCCAGUGAGAAUCGCGUUUGUGUUAGUGAUCCACGGCCGAGCCUCUCGUCAGUUCCAGCGCCUCUUCAAAGCCAUCUACCACACCUCCCAUUUCUACUACAUACACGUGGACCAGCGCUCGAACUACCUGCACAGGCAGGCCCAGGCCCUGGCCACGCAGUACCCCAACGUGAGGGUGACACCCUGGCGCAUGGCCACCAUCUGGGGGGGGGCCAGUUUGCUGACCAUGUAUCUACGCAGCAUGGCGGACCUGCUGGCGAUGAGGGACUGGAGCUGGGAUUUCUUCAUCAAUCUCAGUGCGGCUGACUACCCCAUCAGGAGCAAUAACCAGCUGGUCACCUUCCUAACCAAAUACAGAAAUAUGAACUUCAUUAAGUCCCAUGGCAGGGACAAUGCAAGGUUCAUCCGUAAGCAGGGUCUGGAUCGGCUUUUUUACGAGUGUGACACCCACAUGUGGAGGCUGGGCGACCGGAAAAUCCCCGAAGGCAUCUCAGUGGACGGCGGAUCCGACUGGUUCCUGCUCAAUCGCAUGUUUGUUGAAUAUGUGAUCAACUCCAAGGAUGACCUGGUUACCAACAUGAACCGCUUUUACGCUUACACUCUGCUGCCUGCUGAGUCGUUCUUCCACACUGUGCUAGAGAACAGCGCCCACUGUGAGAGCAUGGUGGACAACAACCUGCGCAUCACAAACUGGAACCGCAAACUAGGGUGUAAGUGUCAGUACAAGCACAUCGUGGACUGGUGCGGAUGCUCUCCUAAUGACUUCAAGCCGGCAGACUUCCACCGCUUCCAGCAAACGGUGCGGCCCACCUUCUUUGCCAGGAAGUUCGAGGCCAGCGUGAAUCAGGAGAUAGUCAACCAGCUGGACGCCUACCUGUUCGGGCCGUUCCCCCACGGGACGCCGGCGCUCAGCUCGUACUGGGAGAACGUCUACGACGAGCCCGAUGGCGCCGCCAGCCUGUCGGACACGCAGCUCACGUACUAUCACUCCUUCUCCCGGCUGGGCCUGGCCAGGGCCGCCGCCUCGCUGCAGGGGAACCCAAAGGACCACAGCUGCAGGUAUUUCCCUAUCCCCAUGGGCCACCCGGUGUCCGUGCACCUCUACUUCCACUUGGACCAGUUCCAGGGCUACCUGGUCAAGCACCAUGCCACUAACCUGGCCACAAGCAAAAUGGAGACCAUGGAGACCUGGGUGGCACCCAAGAAGAACUUCAAGCUCACCGCCCCCCCCACCAGCACCUUCAGCAGGCUGCAGUUUGCAGAGAUCGGCACCGAAUGGGACGCCAAAGAACGCAUCUUCCGAAACCUCGGCGGCCUGAUGGGCCCCAUGGACGAGACCAUGGGCAUGCAGAAGUGGAGCAAAGGGCCCAACGUCACCGUCACCGUGGUGUGGAUCGACCCCACCAACGUGAUCGCGGCCACCUACGACAUCCUGAUAGACGCCAGCGCCGAGUUCACCCACUACCGCCCGCCGCUCAACCAGCCCCUGAGGCCCGGCGUGUGGAGCGUCCGCGUCCUGCACCACUGGAGCCCCGUGGCCGAGAUCCGCUUCCUGGUGGCCCCGCUGGCCUACAACAAGCGCCAGCCCAUACGGCCAGAUGACGCUCUGAGGCUUCACAACGGGCCGGCGAAGAACAGCUACAUGGAGCAGAGCUUCCACGGCCUCAACCCGGUGCUCAACAUUCCCGUGAGCCUGGCCCGCGUGGAGCAGGCCAAGCGGAACGCGGCCCUGGCGGGCCCGGAGCUGGACGGCUGGCUGGACGGGCUGGUGGGCGAGCUGUGGGAGGCGGCCGACGUGUGCGCCGCCGGCCCCACCGCCUGCCCCGUCAUGCAGGCCUGCGCCAAGAGCCCCUGGAGCUCCCUGAGCCCCGACCCCAAAUCCCAGCUGGGCCCGCCCCGCGCUAACGGCCGCAUCAGGUAG
Messenger RNA from Menidia menidia (Atlantic silverside), 2832 nucleotides. NCBI's taxonomy places the organism in Eukaryota, Metazoa, Chordata, Actinopteri, Atheriniformes, Atherinopsidae. The record is from the annotation of a GenBank genome assembly.